AUGGCCGCCCUCUGGGAGAACAAUGGGCAACCAGGCCAGUUCCCGCUCGAGCAAUGGUUCUACGAAAUGCCACCAGUCACCCGGUGGUGGACGGUAGCGACAGUAGCAACCUCGGUGCUGGUACAAUGCCACGUCGUGACGCCUUUCCAACUAUUCUACAGCUUCCGCUCGGUGUACGUCAAAUCGCAGUACUGGCGACUCAUCACAACAUUCCUCUAUUUCGGACCCCUCAAUCUCGACCUCUUAUUCCACGUCUUCUUCCUGCAGCGCUACUCCCGCCUUCUGGAAGAAUCCUCCGGCCGCUCCCCAGCCCACUUCGCUUGGUUGAUUUUCUACGCCAUGACCUCCCUCCUCGUCAUCUCUCCUUUCCUCUCGAUUCCGUUUCUGGGCAGCGCCCUCUCGUCCAGCUUGGUAUACAUCUGGGCCCGACGCAACCCAGACACUCGCCUCAGCUUCCUGGGGUUGCUGGUAUUCACGGCUCCGUAUCUGCCCUGGGUGCUGAUGGGAUUCAGUGUGGUUGUGCACAAGAUUGUGCCGAAGGAUGAGAUGCUGGGUGUUGUUGUUGGUCAUAUUUGGUACUUCUUCAAUGAUGUAUACCCACCUCUGCACGGCGGACAUCGUCCGUUUGACCCACCUCGUUGGUGGCGGCGACUUUUUGAGCCUACGCCUGCACCCGGUGGGAUGGCGACUGGUGCGGCCAACAUGAAUCGCGAGUUUGCGGCCGCUGCGGCACCCGAGGUUCGAUGA
Penicillium bovifimosum is the source of this 747-nucleotide messenger RNA. It is a transcript of the gene derA, whose product is annotated as putative ER-associated proteolytic system protein Der1. Gene Ontology annotation, biological process: endoplasmic reticulum unfolded protein response. The coding region runs from base 1 to 747 and encodes 248 amino acids. The transcript has a single exon. The record is from RefSeq and is a predicted model, not a curated record. Lineage: Eukaryota; Fungi; Ascomycota; Eurotiomycetes; Eurotiales; Aspergillaceae. Gene Ontology annotation, cellular component: endoplasmic reticulum membrane; Hrd1p ubiquitin ligase ERAD-L complex. Gene Ontology annotation, molecular function: ubiquitin-specific protease binding; misfolded protein binding.